Molecule: messenger RNA, 813 nt
Organism: Mollisia scopiformis
Lineage: Eukaryota; Fungi; Ascomycota; Leotiomycetes; Helotiales; Mollisiaceae
Exons: 2
Coding region: 1-813 (270 amino acids)
Molecular function (GO): protein binding
Source: RefSeq, a predicted model, not a curated record
AUGUCUGACGGCGCAGAGUCAUCUGCAAAGAAGAAGCAGAAGGUUGAAGACAAGAAGGUGCUCUUGAGGGAUGUCCCUGCUACGAAGUUCCUAGACAUGAUUCACCUCUUCGAUGGACCGAAGGUCGUUAUCACCGUCGAGGGACAGAACUUCAGUCUGCCAAAAGCCCUCUUGUGCUACCAUUCGCCAUUCUUCGAACGAGCUUUCAAUGGUGGUUUUAAGGAAGCAACGGAACAGAAGAUGUCGAUGACGAGCUGCUCCCUCGAAACGUUCAAGCUCUUGAUACAGUGGUUGUACACGUCGCACGUCGAGCUAGGUGACAUGGGAUCCAAAGAGGAUGAAGGUGUCACGAUUUCCACUGAGCCUGGCGAGGUUUCUAAUGAACACCCAAGCAGCCGACAGAUCACCAUCUUGCUAUCAUUCAUCAAGCUGGCUGACGAAAUCCAGCUACUGGGCUCCGUUGAUGAGAUUGUCGAGAUGAUGAAGAAAAAAAUCAUCGACACUCGAAGCUGCUUAACGACCCAGCAUAUUCGAAUGGCAGCCGAUCUUCCCAAAGGCCACGGAGUCAGGACUCUAUUCGCGCAGGCAUGUGUCAAAGAUUAUGCUCCAUACUUCUUCAGUAGCCGAUGGCACCGUGGGGGCUUAUGGUUUCGGGCCGAGUUGAACGAACUAGAUGGAUUUGCAGCAGACCUAAUGAGGGAGCUUGAUGUGGUUAUGGAAAUUCAUGGGAUAGGUUACUCUGGACGGAGUGCUAACCACACAUUCACAGACCCCCUCACGAAACAAACAGUGCCUUUGAAGUCCUUUAAAUGA